UGAGAACACUGGUUAAAUAUAGCACAAGCGAGCUGAGCUCAACAAAGUCAUUGCUGUAACACUGUGUGAAGAGACCAGAAGAGGGGAAAUACAAUCUGAGAACUAAACUGCCAAAGCCUAACACCACCUAGCAACAGUUGAAAAAACUUUUAAACAAAAGUCUGGGUGAGACACAGACAGAGUAUACCUCCUACUUCUCCUGCCUGGGAUUUCUGCGAGAAGCAGCUCCGGUCUUCUGUUCUCUACCUUGUUUCCUUCAUUACUUCAACUGCUGGUAGACCUAGAAAAGUGGGAAAAGUUUCUAUCUUUGUGCUCUCCUGAGCUGGAUCAUUCUACUCCUGUGGUAGUGCUGUGGGACAGGCUACUGUGAUCCUGCUGUGAUCUAAAGGAUACAUUCCUAGGUCCGUGUUGCUGACAGGGAGCAGCAGGGACCCCAGCCAGCCCAAGGCGGGAGCAGCAGAGCGAUGGCACAGGGACACCUCUACCCUCGACCCCCUCCUCCCCACUCCGGACCUAGAUUCUAGUGAAGCCCCUGCCCUGGGAGCAUCCCUCGACACAGGCAGGGAUGAGGUCCCGAAACCAAGGUGGAGAAAGCUCGUCUAACGGGCACUUCUCCAGUUCCAAGCCUGUCAUCAGCCACGCAGAGAAUGAAAAACUUCAGGAGGAUGCCAAGAAAAAGAACAAACCUCAUCGGAAGGAAGAUGAGGUCAUGGUUUCAGCAACUGUCAAACGGCACUCAAAAUCACCCGGUCCUAGUGAGCGAAAGAACAAGAAGUCCAUAGAGCUUUCUAAAGAAGACUUGAUAAAACUACUCAGUAUAAUGGAAGGAGAAUUGCAGGCAAGGGAGGAUGUGAUCCACAUGCUGAAGACAGAGAAAACCAAACCUGAAGUUUUAGAAGCUCAUUAUGGGUCUGCAACUCCAGAGAAUGUGCUUCGAGUGCUACACAGGGAUGCCAUCCUUGCCCAAGAAAAGUCUGUAGGGGAAGAUGUCUACGAGAAACCAAUUUCAGAGCUGGACAGACUUGAAGAAAAGCAGAAAGAGACAUACCGGCGCAUGCUGGAACAGCUCCUGUUGGCAGAGAAGUGCCAUCGCCGCACCGUGUACGAGCUAGAGAAUGAGAAACAUAAACAUACAGAUUACAUGAACAAGAGCGAUGACUUUACCAACCUCUUGGAACAGGAGCGGGAGAGGUUGAAGAAACUUCUUGAGCAGGAAAAGAUCUAUCAAGCCCGGAAGGAGAAGGAGCAUACCAAGAGAAUCAAUAAACUAAGAGAAGAACUAGUCAAGCUCAAAUCAUUUGCACUCAUGCUGGUGGAUGAAAGACAAAUGCAUAUUGAACAACUUGGUCAACAAAGCCAGAAAAUACAGGACUUAACCCAAAAACUAAAGGAAGAAGAAGAAAAGCUUAAAAUUAUUAGUGCGAAAACAAAAGAAGAUGGACAAAAACUGAUGAAAUUAGAGGCAGAACUUGAACAUAAAACAUCAUCAUUUUGUCAAGAACAUGAGGAGAUGACUGCUAAACUGGCUAAUCAAGAGUCACAUAAUAGACAACUAAGGCUCAAGCUAGUGGGGCUGACUCGCAGAAUAGAGGAGCUAGAAGAAACUAACAAAAAUCUUCAAAAGACUGAGGAGGAACUUCAAGAACUAAGAGAUAAAAUAGCGAAAGGGGAAUGUGGGAACUCUAGCCUAAUGGCAGAAGUGGAAAACCUCCGCAAGCGUGUGCUUGAAAUGGAGGGGAAAGAUGAAGAGAUCACAAAAACCGAAUCCCAAUGCAAAGAGCUGAAAAAUAAACUGCAAGAGGAAGAGCAUCAUAGCAAAGAGUUGAAACUUGAAGUGGAAAAACUGCAGGAAAGAAUGUCAGAAUUAGAGAAGCUGGAAGAGGCUUUCAGUAAAAGUAAGUCGGAAUGCACUCAGCUACACUUAAACUUGGAGAAAGAAAAGAAUUUGACUAAGGAUUUGAUAAAUGAGUUGGAAGUGGUGAAGACUCGAGUGAAGGACCUUGAGACAUCCGAAAGCAAGUUGGAAAAGGCUGAAAUAAGCUUAAAAGAUGACCUUACAAAGCUGAAGUCAUUUACUGUAAUGUUGGUUGAUGAGCGAAAAAAUAUGAUGGAAAAAAUAAAACAGGAGGAAAAAAAGGUUGAGGGCCUAAACAAGAAUUUUAAAGUUGAACAAGGGAAAGUUAUGGAUGUAACAGAGAAAUUGAUAGAAGAAAGUAAGAAAUUUUUGAAACUGAAAUCUGAAAUGGAGGAAAAAGUAUCUAGUUUGACAAAGGAAAGGGAUGAGUUAAUUGGCAAACUGAGAAGUGAAGAAGAAAAAUCAUCUGAAUUAAGCUGUAGAGUUGACCUAUUGAAGAAAAAAAUUGAUGGUAUGGAGGAAGUAGAAAGAGAAAUUACAAGAGGUCGAACUAGGAAAGGAGCAGAGCAUGGUUGUCAUGAGGACAACAAGAUUAAGGAACUUACCAUUGAAAUAGAAAGAUUGAAAAAACGUCUCAAACAACUGGAAGUGGUUGAAGGAGAUUUGAUGAAGACUGAAGAUGAGUAUGAUCAGCUAGAGCAGAAAUUUAGGACUGAGCAGGAUAAAGCUAAUUUUCUUUCUCAACAAUUGGAGGAGAUGAAACUCCAGAUUGCCAAAACGAAAGCAAUAGAAAAAGGUGAAGUGGUGAGCCAGGAGGCAGAGCUGAGACACAGGUUUCGUCUGGAAGAGGCCAAAAGUAGAGAUUUGAAAGCAGAAGUUCAAGCACUUAAGGAAAAAAUCCAUGAGCUCAUGAACAAAGAAGACCAGCUUUCUCAGCUCCAAGUUGAUUAUUCAGUUCUACAGCAAAGGUUUAUGGAAGAGGAAAACAAAAACAAGAGCAUGGGACAGGAAGUUUUGAACCUAACAAGAGAGCUGGAGCUUUCUAAGCGUUACAGCCGCGCUUUGAGGCCCAGCAUGAAUGGAAGAAGAAUGGUUGAUGUUCCUCUGACGUCCACCGGCGUGCAGACAGAUGCUCUAAGCAAUGAAGCAGCAGAAGAAGAAACUCCAGCGGUGUUCAUAAGGAAAUCCUUCCAGGAGGAGAAUCAUAUCAUGAGCAAUCUGCGACAGGUAGGUCUGAAAAAACCCAUGGAACGUUCUUCAGUGCUUGAGAGAUAUCCUCCGGCAGCAAAUGAGCUUGCUAUGAGGAAAUCCUGGAUACCAUGGAUGAAAAAGAGGGAAACUGGGGCUCAUACAGCUCCUGAUAAAGGAGCCCGAACCCAUAGUAGUCCAGCACAUCCCGGGGAGGUUGUCCUUUCACCAAAGCAAGGUCAACCUCUUCAUAUUCGGGUGACACCAGACCAUGAGAACAGUACAGCAACUUUGGAGAUAACCAGUCCAUCCGCAGAGGAAUUUUUUUCAAGUACCACUGUCAUUCCUACUUUGGGAAAUCAGAAGCCACGAAUAACCAUCAUUCCCUCUCCAAAUGUUUUGCCACAAAAAGGAAAAGGCAGUGAAAGUCCCAUGGGCCCAGAUCGUUCCAUGUCUCCAGUCACUAUAACAACAUUCUCCAGGGAAAAGUCCCCAGAGGGAGGGAGGGCACCCUUCGCUGACAGACCUGCAUCGCCAAUUCAGAUCAUGACAGUAUCGACGUCUGCAGCGCCAGCAGAAAUCUCUGUCUCUCCGCAGUCACAAGAUAUGACCAUGGGCAGGGCUGUUUUCAAAGUCACACCAGAAAAGCAAACUGUCCCGACUCCAAUCCGCAAGUACAAUGCCAAUGCCAACAUUAUUACAACAGAAGACAACAAAAUCCACAUCCACUUGGGUUCCCAGUUUAAACGUUCUCCCAGUGCCACGCCUGACGGCGCGAGCCCCGUGAUAACAGUCCGACCGGUGAACAUCGCGGCAGAGAAAGAGGUGGUGACUGGUACUGUCCUUCGAUCACCUCGGAACAACCUGUCCCCGCGACCUGCAGCCGCCAGCAAGGUGACAAGUACUAUCACCAUAACGCCUGUUACAACAUCUUCCACUCGAGGAACACAAUCAGUGACAGGACAGGAUGGGUCAUCCCCGAGACCUACACCCACCCGAAUUCCUGUGUCAAAAGGUAUGAAAGCAGGAAAGCCAGUAGUGGCAGCCCCAGGAGCAGGAAAUGUGACAAAAUUCGAGCCUCGUGCUGAGACUCAGUCUAUGAAAAUAGAACUGAAGAAAUCUUCAGCCAGCAGCUCUGCCUCCCUGGGCGGGGGUCAGGGCUGAUGGCAGUGGCUCAGGGGGUACGUUUUGCAGGUUUUACUGCUGCCAUGGAAGUCAGUUCCCCUGUCUGUGUAGUUAUUCACGUUUGCCUGUACUAGCAGCUGUCACUUAACAACAAACUAAUAAGUGUGUGCACUGACUACUUAAAUAACAAAAUACUUUUGUUUUCUUACUCAAGUUAAAAAAAAAAAAAAAAUGCUGUCAAAAAGGCAAUUUUAUGCCAGGAGGGUUUUCUGUCUAGGAAGUGAGAAUGAGGUAACUGCACUAGAUUAUUAAUCUAGUUCAGGAAUUCUUAAUGAUAGACUUGGUCACUUUUUAGUAGAUCAAAGGAGGUUUGGUCACUUUUACUAGAUUGUUUUCCACCUUAAUGGAUCACUUUUCACCUUUGCUGCUGCACGGUCUGCUUUCCUUCCUGCCUUGAUCACAUUGUUGAAAUGCCACACGGCCUAGGGAAGCAAUGCCAGAAGACUUGCCAUGCGCACUUGAGGUCCUGUUUUAAUGAAAGCCAGUACCUCGUGUGUGGGAGGGGAAGAGAGGAAGGAUGGGCACCAUGUGGCCUUCUCUCUAGGAGCCUCCAAUCAAAAUCACUAUUUCUCAGUGGUGAGCUGCUUUCUCAAGAUAACUAUCUAAAUUCAGGGGCAUAGGGAUGUUGCACAAUGUUUUUCAGCAAUUAAUUCUUCCAGAAGAGUUAACAUUUGUAGACAACACUUAGAACCAGGUCCCUGACUUACAAACACUGGAAUACUGCUAGCUCAGGGCUCAGAUGAAGGCUUGUGAGCCAGAAGGUGUUUAGUCCUCAGCAAAAGCUUGAGAAACACUAGCUGGCAAAAAUUAAUACAAUUCAUUUGUGCCUGCUCCAAAGACCACUAAAGGCUAUGAAGCAACUCAUUCCAUUGGUUUUCGGUUUUCCUGAUUGGGUCUUAUGUUUAAACCUUACUUGCCAAGCAUCCUUAUGUCUUAGAGGCUAAGUCAGCACAGCCUGAUGGUAGCAGGAAUUGCUAUCUAAAGGCAUAGCUCAGGUACAGAUAGUGAAAGAGAGAGGGUUUGGUAAGGAAAUUACUCUCAGUUUUCCGUUGUUUUAAAAUAUUUUGUCAUAAAAUGCAGACCACCUUACAAUACCAUGAUGAUUCAUCAUUUUUCCUUCCCUCUUUGUGAUUUCCUCAUCUGUAUGUUUGCAUUUUUUUAAGCAUGUUUUAAGAAAUUUUUCCAGCAUGGAAAUACUGUGGAUGCUGAUGAUUGUUAUGAUUAUUUUUUAAUAACAGUAGAGUUAUUAAAACGCAUUUCCAUUAAGCGGUCAAUUUUCACAGAAGAAAGUCGGAACCAAAAGAAAUGAAGCUGACCAGAACAAUAAAUGAUGGGUUUAAAGCGGUAUAAUGCUUCAACCACCUCAGCAAGUUAUGAAGGGUCCAGUGGUUAAAACAGAAAGCAAGGUGGUCAGACCACCAAUAAAUUAUAAACGAAAUUCACAGAAAGGAAAAUGCACUGGUGGGUGAAAUAUGAAAUUUGGCCUGGGAGAAGAUAUUUGAUGGAAGAACUCUGUCACUGAACGUCAACAAAAUUCUAUUCAAUCCAAGUAAUGUUUAGUUUUCCAUCUGCUUUGCAUUGCUCUCCAAUGUCAGACCCAAUAUUUACAAUUAUCCCAUUGUAAAGCGGCAUUUUAUUAUUCACAUAAAGGGCAUUUUUUCUUUGCCACAUAAAAAAAAGUAGGUUUUAGUUUUUUACAUGUGUAGCACCUAAAAUGCCUGUUAAUUUUAAGGUUCUAGUUCCUAUGACAUUCAAAAAUCAGAUUAGUAUUAGUAGCAUUAUUUCAUAACGUGUAUUUCCAGCACUUCAGAUAAAACUUGGAAACUGGAAUUAGCAAGCAAUGUGAGUUAAUAUGUCAGAAAUACAUCUGAUCCUCUCAAGGAAUUCUUAUCACUUAAAAGCCUCAGUAUGUCAAUAAAAUGUUGCUGAGAUCUUACUGUUCUUUUUGUAACACAGACUUUUAAACAGAUAUUUCAAGGAGAAAAAUGUCUUUUUUCUGCAUAUUCAAUUUAAAUACUGUUACUGAAGGAAGCUGUAAGGUCAAAACAGUCAAAUAAUACUGCAAACAUGAUCCCCAAGCCAAUGUAGCUUGAUACAGCUGCCUAAAGCCUUCCUUGUGUCAAAAAAACUUAGUUCCUUAGUUAACUGUCACCAUACUCAAUAUUCUAUGUGUGCCUGUUGUUGAAAAUUUUGGUUUUGUUUGAAGUCUAAGAAACUAAUUCAUCUGAAAAAACAAGCCAGCCUCACAGUACCUGAAAUCUAGGGCACACAGACUGGCACAGUUAGAGCCAGAAUUGCAGGCAGGAGUUGCUCCUGGAGAGUCAGUAGGAUUAGAUGAGACAGGCUUCCGAAAUUCCAGAGAGGUCAGACUUAGGAUCCUGUUAUUUUUCCCCAGGGGCUGCACAACAAAACAAGACUUUUGCUCUGCAGCAGAAGUCUAAAGAGUUGGAAUCAGGCAGCUGGUUAAACUGUUAUCUAAAACCAGGUAUUUUGUUAUACUCAAAUCUUUUGACAUCUGUUUUAAUUGAUCUAAUAUUCUUGUUUCCUGAAGGUAGAAGAAGGGUAAGAUGAAGAGAAAAGAAAGCCUAUAGUUCAGAAGUCUUAAAAGUUCAAGCCUAUUUGUGUUACACUGAAAUUUCCUCUGAAUCUGAAGACAGUUAUGUUUAGUGACUACAGUAAGAUUCUCCAUUCAGUAGGUCAGCUCCAAAAGGCAAUUUAAACAACCAAAUCUAAAAACAAUGCAUAAGCCCAAGAGGCAUCCUUAAGAUCUUCCUGAUGUUCUUCCACAGACCUUAUCUAGCCAGUGUUUCUGUUACAAGUUAAAUGUAGCACUGCAGCCACUGUACUUCACACAGAUCCAUAAUGCAGGUAUUCUUGUAUUUCCUCUGAGGCUUUUAAGUCAAGUCACAAUUUUAUGGUCACUUAAAGUCAGGAUAUAACUUCACACUGGGCUGAAAAGCUGUACUCCUGGCUUUGUCACCUACAGCCAAGAAAGUACUCACUGACUAUGUGGUUGUCCUUUGAACUGGUGCAAGUGUUUGAAUUUAACCGGGGAACUGAUCUGAAUUAAAAGGAAUCCGGCAAAAAAAAAAAGCUAAAGGUUGGGUUUAAUGUAACUUAGUGCUCGACUCACAGGCCAGAAAAAGAAAGAAGGAGGGCACAAGGAAACCAGUUGGCUUUUUAGAGUGACUGUAGGAUCAUGAAUGCCUUCUAAUAGAUCAAAUACCACACAAACGCUGGGGUAGUGCUGCUUAUUUUCAAAAGCUUUUGAUUGAAACCUUUAUUCAAAGGUAGGAGACAGUAUCUGAGGAGACUCAAACCCACAUCAGUUGCAGGCAGGUUCACUAGUGGCACUGACAGCUGAGGAGGAAGAAGGUGUCAUUCUCAUUCCCUCCUGGAAAGGCUGUGCUGUUCUGCAUGGAGUGCUUCAGUAUUCACUGAGCAGAAACAAGGGAGUGGUUGAGGGGUCAGGAUAUUGAACUAGGAAGGAGGCCCCUCCAGAUGUGUGUCCCUGUUCCGAAGGCUGCCUUUGAGCCUGGUCUGGUUGAAAAGGAGGCUUAUAAGAUGAAGUGUCUGUGUUCAUCCAUCCUUCCAUCUCUCCUUCCCUAAUGAAUAACACUAAACAACCAAUUUCAUGCAAACCUGACAGAGCCAUAGGGAUCUCCAGAAUAAGAAGUUUUUCCAGAUUAAUGAAAAGGAUGGCAGAGAAGAGGAGCAAGACCUUAGCAGUGUCUCACUGUGUGGAAGAGCAGGGCAUGAGCUCACCUUCAUACAGGAUCAAAGAAUGAACACAAGAGUGAUGUCACAAAUGCCACAAGGACAAGCUUUGUCCAGACCUCAAUUUUUACCAUGCACCAAAGAAUCAAACUCUGACACAUCAAUCCAAAGGAUAAUAUUAGGGAUUUACAGGGCAUAUGUUUAUUCUCCAUUACUGGAUUAUAGUGCAUAAUAAACUAAGCCUUCCUAAAUGAUCAUUUGGAGUCGCUCAUCCUCAUGCUUUCUCUCUCUUAACUUUUUUUGGUCAUUUUAUUUGGGUUUUUUUUUUUUUUUUGGUUUUUGUAAUGAAGUGGAACAAUUCAAGUAGCAAAAUAAUGCACUCAGAAUCAUAAUGAUAGUUAGAAUGCUUUGUAAGAAACUAAGAUGACUGUGUAAUCUUUGUACUUUUAGUCAUAAUCAAUGUCAGCUGGAGAGAAGCCCUGUUUUGGCUGAUGACAUGGCCAUAUAAGCAGUUGUGAUAACUCAAGCCCAGCAGUAGUAAUGCAUGGCUUAGCCCCAGCAGUAAGGUGGAGAGGGUGAAUAGCAGGGAAGAUUCCAGCCCAUUCAUGAGCAGCACACAUGGACUGAGAAGGUGCUCCCUCAGUUCUCCAGAUGAUCUCUCUGAUUUUAAGUCUAGUUCCUAACAAGUUUUCUACUGUGUUCCCUCAGUUAGAUCCCAUUGCCUGACUUACUGCUACAUAGGGGUAUUGCUAAUGUAGUCAUCAGUAGAUACAUACAUUUGAGUGUGACUGAAAAAGGAGUACAGAGCUUCAACUGUAAUGCCUAGAGGGAUUUCUCUCAGAAUAGCAAACAUCCUAAGCAAAUGGUAGAAGAAAAAUAGAGAUUUUUAUUUACUUUGGUUACCGUUUUUUCUUUUGUGACACCCGUUAGUGUGAUUUUUGAAAACCCAAACACUUUGUGACUCUUUGUAAUAUGCCCAUAGAGUACACGUCACUGUAUUUAAACCUCAAACCACUUACAGCACAUAGUAAUUGCCACCAUGUGAGUAAUCUCAAAAGCCACAUUAAUAUCUUGAUCCAUGCCAACAGGAUGCCAAGUCAUAUGUCACUGCUUGAAAUAUGCCAUGCAGAUUCUAAAAUAUUCUCAAUAUUUACAUGAAUAUUCAGUAAUGUUUAUAUGAAUAUUUAGUAAUUCUGAUCAGAUGUGGAAGAGCAGGUCUGUAAUAAAGUAAGCUACUAUCCUGCUGGGUUUCAGGUACUUGGCAUAAGCUGCAACAGUCAGGACAAUUUUCAGACCAAUUAUAUGUUCCCAUCACACAUCAGUGGCCAAUUUCAUUGAGUUGCUUUGAAACACAGUUUGCUGGCAGGAGUUUUUGUGAGCUCAUCUUUUGAACUUGCUUUCAUUUAGGAGAAUGGUUUUCUCCUCUCUGUCAGUGUGAGUUAUCCUCUUUCUCUUAAUUUUGCUUGAGCUCUCUUGGCCAAAAUUAUAUGCAAUAUUUUUCAUUAUAGAUAUUAAUUUCACUUUGAAUCUUACUCUCUACACAUUGCUCUUACCUUGUUUUUUUUUUUUCUUAAAAUGUAAGCAGGGUUAACUAGUGUCAUGUGCAGAGCUAUCAGCUCUCGGGUAUGAAACACUCAGGUGUGAAUGGUUCCCUAAACAAAAAAAAAACCAAAACAACCCUCCCCUUGGGAUUUUAAAAACAGAAAUACUGAUGUAUGAUUCUCUUCUGUUGCUUGGGUGUGCAUUGUCUGUGGUACAUUCAUUUUUGUAUUAUCUGGUGAUACUUGUAUAUAUUGUAAGGAGAAAUUAAACUUUAUGUGUUAAAAUGUCA
Molecule: messenger RNA, 9776 nt
Organism: Taeniopygia guttata (zebra finch)
Lineage: Eukaryota; Metazoa; Chordata; Aves; Passeriformes; Estrildidae
Source: RefSeq, a predicted model, not a curated record